Aspergillus ibericus CBS 121593 is the source of this 4656-nucleotide messenger RNA. RefSeq names its product putative RNA helicase/RNAse III. The coding region runs from base 1 to 4485 and encodes 1494 amino acids. NCBI's taxonomy places the organism in Eukaryota, Fungi, Ascomycota, Eurotiomycetes, Eurotiales, Aspergillaceae. Gene Ontology annotation, cellular component: cytoplasm; RISC complex; nucleus. Gene Ontology annotation, molecular function: ribonuclease III activity; DNA binding; ATP binding. Gene Ontology annotation, biological process: siRNA processing. The record is from RefSeq and is a predicted model, not a curated record. The transcript has 16 exons.
AUGGACACUUUCGAUAAAGAUGACAGCUCAUCGGACGAAUCUAACGAUGACGAGCAGGAAGGCUCUAACCAGUCUGGCGUUAACCAACAACGAAGAAUACAGAAUGCAAAGUUUGAAGCUCUUCUCGCUCAGCGUGCCGAUACAGGCCCCACCAAUAAUACCCGAAUUGUUCCCAGUGACCUGCCUGAUGCUCAGCUUUCUACUGCCCAUCUAGUAGCAAAACAGGACCUCGGGAGUGGUACACUGGAUCCGAGAGAAUACCAGGUGGAGCUUUUUGAGAGAGCCAAAAUGCAGAAUACGAUCGCAGUGCUCGAUACCGGAUCUGGAAAGACUCUGAUAGCGGUGCUUCUCCUCAAGCAUAUAAUCCAGAAGGAGCUGAACGACCGUGCCGAGGGAAAGCCACACCGGAUCUCAUUCUUUCUCGUGGACAGCGUUACACUCGCAUAUCAACAGGCCGCCGUCUUGCGCAAUAACCUGGAUCAGAAUGUUGCACACUUCUUUGGGGCCAUGGGAACCGACCUGUGGAAUAAGCAUGUAUGGGAUGAGCAUUUCCAAAAGAACAUGGUGAUCGUCUGUACGGCGGAGAUCUUGAAUCAAUGUCUGCUCAAUUCCUACAUCAAAAUGAGCCAGAUAAACCUUAUGAUCUUCGAUGAAGCUCAUCAUACUAAGAAGGACCAUCCAUAUGCACGCAUCAUUCGAGAUUCCUAUCUUGAAGUAUCCCCUUCAAGCCGCCCAAGAAUCUUUGGCAUGACAGCAUCACCGAUCGACACAAAAGGGGACAUCCUGGAGGAAGCUACGAGGCUUGAGGCGUUGCUCGAUAGCACCAUUGCUACAACGUCAAACUUGACAUGUCUACGGCAGGUGGUCAGACGCCCUGUAGAGAAAACAUGGACGUUCAACAGACUGGUUAAACCGUUCACGACCAAGCUGUACAAGAUCCUUGAAGAUCGGUUUGGAGACAUGGCGUGCCUGGAGGCCAUUUUCAGAUUUGCCUGGCAAGCCAGUUCUGAGUUAGGCCCAUGGUGCUCAGAUCGAGCAUGGGCUCGUGCCUUGGCAGACGAUGUAUUGCCAAAGCUCGAGGGAAAUGUCAGCAAGGCCAUGAAUUCAGAGGCAGCAACCCAAGUACCCGAAGGGGCGUACAAAGAAAUCUUGCGAAUUAAAGAGGCAAGCGAGAUCAUCAAAGGUCACUCAUUCACCAGCCCUGAUUCUCCAGGACAACUGAGCUCUAAAGUACAACUUCUCCGCGAGGAGCUGGGUCGGUACUUCGGACGAUCAACAGAGACAAAGUGUAUUGUCUUUACGCAGAAGCGCUACACGGCUUUGAUUCUAUCCGAGCUUUUCGAGACUUUGAAUAUCCCUUUCCUUCGGCCUGGCGUGCUUAUUGGUGUACGGUCUGGUGACCUUUCGGGGAUGAACAUAACGUUUCGUCAGCAAUUUCUGGCUUUGGUAAAAUUCAGGAACGGUGAAAUAAAUUGCCUGUUUGCUACCUCUGUGGCUGAAGAGGGCCUUGAUAUACCAGACUGUAACCUGGUGAUUAGAAGAUUUGAUCUAUACAACACCCUGAUUCAGUAUGUCCAAAGUCGUGGGCGUGCGAGACAUUUCAAUUCGACGUAUGCGAGUAUGAUUGAGAAGAACAACUCGGAGCAUGACGAGAGGUUAUGCGAAGUUCGAGAUGCCGAAAAAAUGAUGCAACGCUUCUGCAGGACUCUCCCACAGGAUAGGUUGCUGCACGGAAAUGACCACGACUUGGAAGUAGUGUUGCAAAAAGAGGAAGGCAACAGAUCUCUAAUAAUCAAAGCCACAGGAGCCAAGUUGACCUAUCACUCGGCAACCGCCAUACUUGCCCGCUAUGCUAGCUCUUUGCAAUACGAAAAGGAAUCUUCAGCGCAAGUCACCUACGUGGUACUUCCUUCCAACAAUGCGUUUGUCUGCGAGGUUAUCUUGCCCGAAAAAUCGCCUAUUCGAGGUCUUACUGGAGGCCCAGCAAUGAGAAAGUCCAUUGCAAAACGGUCUGCGGCAUUUGAUACAUGUAUUUUGCUUCGGAAGAACAAAUUGCUUGAUGAUUAUUUCAGCUCGGUCUAUCAUCGUCGCCUACCAGCUAUGCGAAACGCGAAACUUGCAAUAAACUCCAAGCGCACAAGUCAGUAUGACAUGAUCUCAAAGCCGUCAAUAUGGAGCCAGAACCGAGGCUUGCCUCCAAAAGAGCUCUAUGGAACCGUUAUCAAAUUUCUGCCUUCCAAAACGCUACUACAUGAUCCAAGGAGCUUGCUAUUACUCACACGAGAGAGGCUACCAGAAUUACCGAAAUUCCCAAUCUUCCUCGAUGAUGACAUAGAGACUACAGUCCUUACUACACCUUUGGCGGAAAUGCUUAUACUAUCGGCCGAAGAGGUGGAUUGCUUGACAACAUUUAUUCUUCGGGUUUUCCGCGACGUAUUUCACAAGACCUACGACAAAGAACCCGAGAAGAUGGCAUACUGGUUGGCACCAGCCAAGGCACAAAGCUCGUAUAAUCCCGCGAAAGACCCAAGGCAGCUAAUAGACUGGAGGAGCCUUUUAUUUGUACGAGAUAACGACGGUAUACCUUUCUCUAAGACUGCGACCCCCGAGAGCAUGGUUGACCGCUUUGUAUUCGAUGCCUGGGAUGGAAGAUGUCGGUAUUUCACGGUGGCAGUUGAGAAUGCACUGCGUCCCUCAAGCCCGCCACCUUCUUUCGUGCCCCGGCGCAGGCAUAUGAACGAUAUCAUGAAUUAUUGUCUCAGCCUCUCCAAGAACUCUAGGGCUAAGUUCUUGGCGGGUUGUACCUGGGAUCAGCCUGUCUUUCGAGCUGAACUGGUACGCCUACGCAGAAACCUUCUCGACAAGAUGUCAGACGCUGAAAGAGAUGUUGAAACGAAAUGCUUCAUUUGUGUGGAGCCCUUGAAAGUAUCUGCCAUUCCUGCAUCGACGGCCUUUUCUUGUCUUGCCUUUCCAGCAAUUAUCUCCAGAGUAGAUGCCUACCUUAUCUCUCUGCAAGCCUGUGAGGAGCUGCAUCUAGCCGUCCACCCGGACCUUGCUCUAGAAGCAUUCACAAAAGACUCUGACAAUACAGAAGAACACCGGGCCCAACAAAUUCACAUCCAGCGAGGAAUGGGGAAGAAUUACGAGCGUCUGGAAUUUCUGGGUGAUUGCUUCCUAAAGAUGGCUACAUCAAUUUCUUUGUUUACACAAAACCCAGACGAUGACGAGUUCGACUAUCAUGUGAAUCGGAUGUGCCUCAUCUGCAACAAGAACCUCUUCAACACAGCUGUGAAAAGAGAGCUUUACAAAUUCAUUCGCAGUCGAGGGUUUUCGAGACAUACUUGGUAUCCAGAUGGUCUAAGCCUAUUACAGGGCAAGGAUCAUAGCAAAAAGGUGUCUACGGAGGCCAAGCAUGCUCUUGCGGAGAAAACAAUUGCGGAUGUUUGCGAAGCUUUGAUAGGGGCAUCUCUGCUUUCUGGUGGCCCUGACCAUCGUUUCGACAUGGCCGUCAAAGCAGUGACUGCUUUGGUAGACAGCUCGAGCCACAAGGCCUCAUGCUGGAAAGAGUAUAUAUCCCUGUAUUCGAUGCCAAAGUACCAGAGUCAGGCACCAGAUGGAUCUGAGCUUGACCUUUGUAGGAGGGUCGAAGAGAAGCUGAGUUACCACUUCAAAUAUCCGAGGCUCCUGGGAUCGGCUUUCACUCAUCCUUCAUAUCCGUCCGCAUGGGCCAAAACGCCUUGCUACCAGCGCCUGGAAUUCCUCGGAGACUCAUUGCUCGACAUGGUCUGUGUAGAAGAUCUGUUCUAUAGAUUUCCGGACCGAGACCCGCAAUGGCUCACGGAACACAAGAUGGCUAUGGUUUCAAACAAAUUCCUUGGUGCUUUGGCUGUGAAGCUAGGGCUCCACAGGCAUCUGAAAUACUUUAGCGGCCCAUUGCAAUCACAAAUCACUCACUACGCCGAGGAGAUUCAGACUGCGGAGGCUGAGGGUGAGGGCGCGGUAGACUAUUGGACUGUGACAAAAGACCCCCCUAAGUGCUUACCUGACAUGGUUGAAGCGUAUCUCGGAGCGAUCUUUGUCGACUCGAACUUCAACUUCGAGGUGGUUGAGAAGUUCUUUAAGGACCACAUCAAACCAUUUUUCGAGGACAUGGCGAUCUAUGACAGUUUCGCGAAUAAACAUCCAACGACUUUCCUGCACAACAGAUUGACGAAUGAUUAUGGCUGCAUGAACUAUUGUCUGAAAGCCGGUGAGAUGCCUGCCAUCGAUGGGGCUCCAGCUGGAGUCUUAGCUGCUGUGAUUGUGCAUGAUGCUGUCAUUGCUGAAGGUACGGCAUCAUCUGGCCGCUAUGCAAAAGUCAAGGCCAGUGAAAAAGCCUUGGUAGUACUGGAAGACAUUACGCCAACGGAGUUUCGGAAGCAAUACCACUGUGACUGUCGAGAGUCGAACGGUGCCGCCAUCCCCGAUAUUGGAACAGCGAUUUGAGGUGACCAAAGCUGGAGCUGGCUGGCAUAUGCGGUGAAGCAGCCCGUGCCAUGGACCGACUAUUGAUGAAUUAAUGCAAGGUGCACGUGGACCUGGGGGUACUUUAUCCUAGCAUGUAGAUAGAGCACCUCAAACCAUCCGAUGAUACUCUGGAGACCUGCACUUAUCCUG